AGAUUGCUGGAAACUCUUUGUUCAGCUAUGAAAUUAUACUAAUAGUCAAUAUUGCAGGCACAUCUAUCGUUCAAGGUCUAUGACUGUGAUUGUUGCUCUAAAAAUGGAAAGUUGUUUAGUUUGAUUUCUAGGUGUAGUUCAUUUAACAUUUCUAUCACAAUUCUAAUCUUAAAUUAACAGUUAACUGUGAAUAAGACCAAAUGUUGGCUUUUGUAAUGCGCAUUGGUAACGUUUUUGCUGAGAGAGGUGAAGUUGCUGGAAGCUGUUAUGGUAACUUUCCGCUCCGAAGUUUAGUAAAGAUUCUGGUUGACAAGAGGCAAUCCGCUCUACAUAUCGAUGGUAAUACUACUGGAGGGUUGAGCUUCUGAAAUUAAAUUUCGGAAAUCAAAGAGAACAGUUUCGUUGAGGUCACCGUAGCAUUUGUCGAAAAGUCUCUAAUAAAGAACACCGCGGUCUUGCGACCCUCUAAAAAGCUCAUGAUUACGCCAGAUUAUAAGUUUCAACCGCGGGCGUGGAAUUGACCCUUUUGCUUAGUUUGUGUGUCAAGCCGCUGAUAACUACAAUAACAGCUAUUCGAUUGUAAGGAAAAAGUCCUCGUGGUUUUCCCUUUUUAUUUGACCCAGCUUGGUUUAACCUUUUAUUUGGCUGAAAUACAUGAAGGUACAAAUUUCAGGUUUGGAACCAGUAAUAAUACGGUUUUUAAAAUCACGCUAUCUUGCUUUUUCACAUAAUCAACCUCAAAUCGCAUCUGAUGACUUACAGUAAUGGACCUUUUAACCAAUGCCACACUUUUCUGAUUUUUCAUCAAAACAAAAACUAAGCCUCACUGCUCUAUUUACAUAUUGUAUCAUGUUUUGAGGCUUGCUGUUAUUUUAAGAAAUUUCUUGGGCAGUGACAAAAUUUUAAAUGUUCGAAUUAACAGCAGAUUGCCCGAACCCUUUUCAGACUCUUAGUGACACCGAUUAAAUUGAUUCGAUCAACUCUUGAAAUGUCUUUAUUAUCUCCUGUUAAAGGGAUCAUCCUUUCGCAGUGCAGCCUCUACAUCUCAGGAGGGCAUGGAAGAAGGAUCAAGAGUGUCCAUCAACCAACUAUUGAGAGUUACUCUGUUAAGUAGUGAGUGGAGAUCAUCAAAGGGAGGCUUGUCGACGAUCAGCAGAAAACUUGCAAUAGAAUUGGCUAAACACCAUAAUGUGGAAGUUUGUGUCUAUCUUCCCGAGUGUAGCGAAGAAGAUAAGAAAGUUGCUGGAAGUCACAGUGUUCAGCUCAUUGAAGCGGAAAAACGUCCUGGAUAUGAGAAAAUCGACUGGUUGGCCUCUUUGCCGAAAAAUCAUCUUCCUCACUGUGUAAUUGGACAUGGUCUUCACCUUGGUAAACAAAUACCACUCAUAAAGGAACAUCAUGAUUGCAAGUGGAUUCAAGUUGUCCACACAGAUCCUGAAGAGCUUGGGAAGUACAAGAGUUAUGAAGAAGCAAUUUCCAAAGGAGAGCAAAAGCACCAAGCAGAAGUAAAACUCUGUGAGCUAGCUGAUCAAGUUGUUGCUGUUGGACCCAAGCUGGCAGAUGCUUACUCCCGUCACCUCCGUUUCAGUGGGAAAGAUCAAGAUGUUAUAAAUCUAACCCCAAGCAUUUUCACGGAGUUUUGCAAUGUUCAACAAGCCACUGAAGAAAGAAAUACGUUUUGUGUUUUGGUAUUUGGACGUGGUGAUAAUGAAGAUUUCAAGUUGAAGGGAUAUGACAUUGCUGUACAAGCAGUUGCUGAACUGGACGACACAUCGUACCAACUCAUGUUCGUUGGAGCACCAGCAGGAAAAGAGGAUGAAGUGGCAACAAAAUUACUCGAGUAUGGUAUCCGUCAAAGGCAGCUAACUGUUCGCCGCUUUAAGGAAAGUAGGGAAGAGCUGGCCAAGUUGUUCUGUUCGGUAGAUCUCACAAUCAUGCCAUCAAGGACUGAGGGCUUUGGCUUGACUGCUCUAGAAGCUCUAUCUGCUGGUCUUCCUGUACUUGUGAGUGGUAACUCGGGACUUGGAGAUGCUCUGGAGACGGUUCCUUCAGGUUCCUAUCAUGUAGUAGAUUCAGAAGAUACAAAAGAAUGGGCUAAGGCUAUCAAAAAUGUCCGUCAAAAGGGCAGAGAGGUUCGACUUGAAGAUGCCAACCUUCUUCGUGAAAAGUUUGCUGCGAAGUACAGCUGGGAGAAACAGUGUGGUUCUCUUGUGAAAAAGAUGUGGCACCUAACUUUUGGUUCUGUAGAAGGCGGAGAAGGUCCUGCAAAAAAGGGUAAACAAUGGUUACCUGGUGCUGCUACUCAAUCUAGUCAUCACCGCAAAGAUGAGUUGCCAGGAUCUGCCAGACCUUUUAACGAACUAGGAUCCCUUCAGCCGGUUAACCAAUUGGAAGCUGGAAUAGCCAAUGAAAGAGCCGGGGGGCUUCUUCCUUUUUAUAAUGGUUCUACAAAAAGAGGACGCGAUUCCCAAGGUUCGCCAGACCAAAGUCCAGCUGGCCCUCCAAAGAAACCCCGCAUCGAUUCAGUCAAAGAUGGCCAAGUGUCUGACGAGGACAUGGAGAAUCUGGCCGAACAACUUGGGGAUGAGUGGGUGAAGCUAGGGCGCCGGCUGAAAGUCAGCCAUGUAAUUCUAAGGGGCUUGAGCAGGAAUACACAACUGUACCCUGACCUUUCGUUGAAGGCAUGCGAGAUGUUGAGCAAAUGGAGAAACCGUGAAGGAGACUCCGCCACAUACCAGGUUUUAUAUGAGGCGUUGUGCCAUGAACACGUAGGACGCAAAGAUUUGGCGCAAACGAUCUGCUGCCAUAAAUAGAACUGAGAACGCAAAAACAAAAAACCCUUCACGCUAAUACCACUCUCUGCUAGCUUUAAUCGAAGCACUCGUUAGGUUUCCGAGUUUUAUUAUCCAAUUACAA
Messenger RNA from Orbicella faveolata, 2916 nucleotides. RefSeq lists its product as uncharacterized. Gene Ontology annotation, biological process: signal transduction. Gene Ontology annotation, molecular function: protein binding. Lineage: Eukaryota; Metazoa; Cnidaria; Anthozoa; Scleractinia; Merulinidae. The record is from RefSeq and is a predicted model, not a curated record.